Molecule: messenger RNA, 1543 nt
Organism: Emiliania huxleyi CCMP1516
Lineage: Eukaryota; Haptophyta; Isochrysidales; Noelaerhabdaceae
Exons: 6
Coding region: 70-1380 (436 amino acids)
Biological process (GO): xanthophyll cycle
Molecular function (GO): violaxanthin de-epoxidase activity
Source: RefSeq, a predicted model, not a curated record
CACUGGGCCUCUCCGAGGUUGCUCACCCCAGUUUGUGGUACUGCUGUGCAAUCCCACUUCUUGCUUGGGAUGCCCAUGCUGAAAUUCUCACCACGGCAUCGCGUCCUGCUCCUCUGCCUCGCGUUCGCGCGAGGUGCAAUCGCGUUGCAAGGCGCAGCCGCGUCCGCACACCAUCGUCCGUCGCCUUGCAGCAGCAGCAGCGGCAGCAGCGUCGGCAGCAGCGUCGCCAGCAGCGUCGGCAGCAGCGUCGGCAGCAGCGUUGGUCACGGCAGCAGCAGGCGGAGAGCCACGCCGUGGCUUCCGAACGCUGCCGCGACGCUCGCCAUCGCCUCCUCUUCGCUGCUGCUGCCUCCGGCGCCCGCGGCGCUCGCCGCCGACGUCGCCACCCGGACCGCGGCGGAGUUCUCCUCGACCGCCGGGUUUGAGGAGUUUGCGGAGCAGGGCGGCAAGAUGAAGGCGGACCCCUCGUGCUUCUUCAACCAGUGCAAGGAGCCGACCCAGGCGUGCUUCACCAACCCCGCCUGCCUCAAGGGCAUCACCUGCCUCGGCAACUGCCGCGGCGAGCAGCUCUGCGCGACGCAGUGCUUUGCGAGGUUUGGGUCGGAGAAGCUCAACGCCUGGCUCGCGUGCACACUCGAGGAGGAGGAGUGCGUCUCCACCGGCGUCCAGCAGGACACGCAGGCCUUCUACGCCAACCCGCCGCCCGUCGUCGGCUCGUUCAAGCCCUCCGACCUCGAGGGCAAGUGGUUCAAGGCGCAGCACGUGCUCGGCUACAACCCAAAGUACGACAACUACCCGUGCCAGUCCAACACCUUUACCGCCGCCGCCGACGGCGCGCGCACAACCGAGAUUGAGUCGAGAUUGAGGUCGCUCGACAACGACAUCCUCUUUCGCGUCCCUAAGCCGAGCGGCGCCGGCUCGUGGCAAAACAACUUCAAGGAGAAGCUCGUGGCGGGGGCGGGCCGCUCGGGCGGCGCCAACCUGGUGGUGGAGGGCAAGAUGUUCGGCCUCACCUUCCACGAGGACUGGUACCUCAUCGGCAAGGGCGACGGCUACCGCGUCGUCGCGUACCGCGGCGACACGCAGCAGGGGCCGUACGACGGCGCAUUCGUCUUUACGCAGCAGGCGGACGCGCUCGAGCGGCCGGGCGGGCAGAAGAUGCGCGCCGAGAUCGACGCGGCGAUGCGGAGCGCCAAGCUCGAUCCGGCGCAGCUCGCGCAGAUCGACAACUCGUGCCCCGCGGACGCGACGAGCGCGGGCGUCUCCGCGGCCGAGGCGUCCAAGGAGAAGCUCGAGUGGAAGGACGUCUUUGAGCUCACCGAGUGGUUCCGGCCGGGCACCAUCCGCAAGCAGGCCAAUUUUGACCCUGCAAAGAUGUAGCGACUAGCGUUGUGCGGUAGCCGCGGCGCCGCGCGGGCGGGCGAGAGAUGUCAGCCGGGCUGAGAAGGCGCCAGGCCCUCGUCUCACAUCUCGCGAUGGUCGACACGCAUGGGACGCAUGCCAAAAUUACGUUUGGUGCGCAAUAAUACACAUAUCACGUUCA